AAGACUAUAAAAAUGUGACUGGCGCGAGAGAGUUUGUGGUAAAAGCGCUUCCCCGCGACAAAAUUGUUCACCGUGCUAGGAUGUCAUCACUUUCUUCCCCCUUUUUUAGAGAAACAUAAAAAAUCCAUCUAGUUCAACGAAACAAGAAAUUACAAAAUAUCACAAAUUUAACGCACUUUUUAUUUUUGUUUAAUUUCAUCUAUCAACUCUUUUACAAGCAAACAAUAUAAACUGAUUAACUUAAACCAUAUAAAAAAAUAAACAAGCGCCUUUAAACAUAUAACAAGAUUCUAGUUCAAAGGAGCAAAAUAAAAUAUCUUUGAAAUUGUCCAGUUUGGUGGGAAUAGUGCAUGCAAGACCGACGAAAGGAUUACCGUAGUGAAAGAACUCAACCCAAGUGUUUUGACUUGACCACACAGUUUCCUGCUGCAUAUUUUUUCAUUGGAGAGAACACCAAAGUCCAGAUUGUACCUCACAAAUGCCAUCAUCAACUUGUCCUAUUUCAUCGGAGACCAUGGCAUUGUUACUUCUACUGACCGUGCCGUCCCUUCUUCUGACCAGUGUCCAAGGCGUGCCAGCCCAGGUCUCAAAAGAUGUCAAACUACCCGACUCUGCCGCAGUUACUCAGUCAUACGUCGGCAUUUCUCCUUCGUCCACAGCGAAAGCCGAGAUCAACAAUUCAUUGUCCGUCAGCUCAAUCGUCACCAAAGACAAACCCGCGGCAGAUCCAAAGUCCAGCAAGCCUGGCCUGCACGCGGAUGUGGUCAAGCGAUCCGCGCUCCAAGAAGUGGUGGCACCGUCAGGCCUGGGCCACAGGCAUAAGAGGCAAUUCAACGACGAAGACAGGUCUGGAGACCUCAGUCGUGAAGAGCUCGGUGAAAAUUCAGAAUCGAAUGACGCUAAAGCUAGCUUUGAGCUGAUGUUGAAUGGUGUGUCUGGUUCUGGUGAAAAAUACGACGCCAAGAGGCACUUCGACUCCAUCGGCGAAAGUGGUCUUUCCGGCAUUCAUCAGAACUACAUGGGUAGAAGAAACAAUAUCGAUACCUCCAGUCUUCUGCGUAAUCGACUAUCCAAAAGACAGUUCGAUUCCAUAGGUGAAAGUAGUCUUUCCGGAAUACAUCAAAACUUUAUAGGAAGGAGAAAUUUCGACUCCAUCGGAGAGUCGAGUCUUUCUGGCUUAUAUCAAAACCACAUGGGGAAACGUCAGUUUGAUCUGAUCAGUGAGAGUGAAUUGACAGGCAUUCACCAAAACUACCUGGAACCAAGGCGGAACAACAGAAAUAAUAGGUGGCAAUAUUCACCAAAACGAAAUUUUGACCUCGUGAGUCGAGGCGGUAUGUCGGGGAUGUAUAAAAACUUUAUCGGCAAGAGAGAUGGAAGAUUUUUUGACGGAAAAAGACGGUUCGAUUCUAUUGGUGAAAGUGGAUUAUCGGGGAUUCAUCAGAACUAUCUGGGCAAAAGAAGCUUUGAUUCCAUUGGAGCUAGUGGAUUGUCUGGUAUGAAUCAAAAUUUUUAUGGCAAAAGAAGUUUUGAUUCAAUUGGAAGUAGCGGUUUGUCUGGAAUUCAUCAAAAUUACCUUGGCAAACGCAGUUUUGAUUCCAUUGGAGAAAGUGGAUUGUCUGGGAUAAACCAGAAUUUUUAUGGAAAGAGAAAUUUCGAUUCUAUUGGGGAAAGUGCUUUAUCAGGGAUAGGUCAAAAUUAUUACGGAAAGAGAAAUUUUGAUUCUAUAGGGGAAAGUGCUUUAUCAGGGCUUGGUCAAAAUUUUUAUGGAAAAAGAAAUUUUGAUGCUAUAGGGGAAAGUGCUUUAUCAGGGCUUGGCCAAAAUUAUUACGGAAAGAGAAACUUUGAUUCUAUAGGAGAAAGUGCUUUAUCGGGUCUUGGUCAAAAUUUUUAUGGAAAGAGAAACUUUGAUUCUAUAGGAGAAAGUGCUUUAUCGGGUCUUGGUCAAAAUUUUUACGGAAAGAGAAAUUUUGAUUCUAUAGGGGAAAGUGCUUUAUCAGGACUUGGUCAAAAUUUUUACGGAAAGAGAAAUUUCGAUUCCAUUGGAGAAAGUGCAUUAACUGGGCUUGGUCAGAAUUAUUAUGGAAAAAGAAAUUUUGAUUCUAUAGGGGAAAGUGCUUUAUCAGGACUUGGUCAAAAUUUUUACGGAAAGAGAAAUUUCGAUUCCAUUGGAGAAAGUGCAUUAACUGGGCUUGGACAAAACUAUUAUGGAAAAAGAAAUUUUGAUUCUAUUGGAGAAAGUGCAUUGUCUGGCCUUAAUCAGAAUUACUAUGGCAAGCGAAGUGUCGGACAUAACAGAAUGUCAGACUUCGUUCAGAAUAUACAACAUAGCAUCAGUCUACCAAAGCGUUUCCUAGACAGAAUCUCCGAAAGCCCAUUAAGUGGGUUAAAUCAGAAUUUUUUAAAGAAGAAAGAGUUCAAACGAAGCGCCGAGCAGGUCAAAGGUCAUUCUGACAGCUCAUCACCCAACGGGAGGUACAAUAAAUCUACAGAGGAGUCUACUAUAAUGGAGGGUCAGGACUAUUUAUUACCGGGAACCGGUGACGAUAAGGAACAUGGCACAGGCGCAAAAAUUGUGCUCAGAAAGAGAAGCCUCGACGCAUUGGGUGACGACGGCGUAAUUUACGGUCUGCCAGUAAGGCAUUACAUCCCAUCGCUUCAACAGCAUCAAUAUAACCUCCCCUUCGAGAGCGUCUUUGGUGGAUCCAACGAGCUGCAAUACGAAGACCCUUCUUCGAGCCAGAUGAACCCGCUGCUGGAGGAAGCCGAUGACGAUUCCGUGGAAGCGAACAAAGACGCUGGUGACAACAAGGUCAACGAUGAGCAGCAAGCCAACAGCGCGGGACCAGCACAAGAAGCUAGCCGGAAAAAAAGAGCAGAAUCUGAUCACUAACCAUUCACCAGACCUCAUUACGCCAUCUUUCGUAGCUGUCUGUUCUUGUAUGACUGACUGAUUCUAGCUUGGUGAAGAAGGCUGGUCAUCUUGAAGCUUGAGAUGUUCCCCCCGUCCCCCCGCUCUUUUGUCCAUUUCUCAUCUUGCGACUGCAGGACCUUUUUUUUUUCCCUAUCGCCAGAGCUGGUACAGUCCAGUGGAACACUAUGACUACUAGAUCUAGAUCUAUCCCAGGAUUUGGUCAUGUUGGUGAGACUUUUCAAAUCUCUCAGCUCUCGAGAACUGUAUACACUUUUUUUUUCUCUCUCUCACGUCUGCUGAAAUCAACCAAUCAAACUACUUAUAGUUUUUUUUUCCUCUGUCCUUAAUUUCUUCCGUUUCACAAAGAGGGAGAGAGACAUUCCAUUGAGGAGUUGUGGCUUUAAAUAAACAACUCUCACUGUA
Molecule: messenger RNA, 3337 nt
Organism: Biomphalaria glabrata
Lineage: Eukaryota; Metazoa; Mollusca; Gastropoda; Planorbidae
Product: enterin neuropeptides-like
Exons: 2
Coding region: 479-2893 (804 amino acids)
Source: RefSeq, a predicted model, not a curated record